AUGGGCUAUCUCCUCUACAGCACCGUCUUCAGCCUCCUCGUUAUAUCAACCGUACUAUUCCUCACGCGUUCUCUUUGGCUACACAUGAUGCCUUCACUACCCGGAUCGUCAUUUCUCUACUCCCGCCUUCCUUCAUCCUUCUCAGCCGACAUCGAAAAUGGCUUGUCGUCGUCAGCCUUCGACCUGUCCGGGAACGUCGCCUCGGGAGACUCGAGACGAGGAUUGGACGACAAGAGCAAAAGAGAGAUUCAGAAGAUCAUGAAGAGCCGCAGAGUAAACUUUGAUGAGGCAAGGAGGAUACAUACAGAGGGACGAUUCGCCAAGAAUAACAUCGGCCCUGAUGGCUUACCGAGAGACCCGAAAUUCGUCAGCUUUUCAUAG
This is a messenger RNA of Cadophora gregata, 381 nucleotides long. RefSeq lists its product as uncharacterized. The record is from RefSeq and is a predicted model, not a curated record. Bases 1 to 381 code for a protein of 126 amino acids. NCBI's taxonomy places the organism in Eukaryota, Fungi, Ascomycota, Leotiomycetes, Helotiales, Ploettnerulaceae. The transcript is spliced from 2 exons.